AUGGCUUCUACAACUAGAGGUGGUAGAAGUAGAGGUGGUGGUAGAAAGAGGGAUCCUAUGUGGAAACAUGGCACACCAGGUGCAGUGGUAGGAGAGGUUAUUUGUAACCAUUGCACGAAAACUAUGACCAGUGGCAUAUACCGACUCAAAAUUCACCUUGCACAAAUCAGUGGACAAAAUAUUACAAUAUGUGACAAUUGUCCUAAAGAGGUUCAAAGGGAGGCAAAAGCAAGACUUUCAGAAUUUGAGCAAAAGAAGGUAGAAAAAAAGAGGAUAGCAGAGGCAAUGGCAGCCCCAACGAGGAAUAUCAGUUCUACAGAGUCACAAAAUAUUGGGGUGGGUAGCAAUACAUAUGGUUUUUUCAUUCCUCGUAACACUCCUGGUGCACAACCUGGAUUGUUAGGUACUUCAUGGAAUAAGGAAGUGCAUCAGCAGACAAGAGCGGCAGUGGCUAGAUUUUGGAUUUACAACAAUAUUCCGUUUAGUAUUAUUGAGAGUCCAUAUUGGGAGCAAAUGGUCAAUGGAUGGACCAUUUCUGGUAAGGGGUUCAAGUCCCCAAGUUGUUAUGAGUUGAGUGGGCCAUUAUUGCAGGAUGAGGUUCAAAACACACAUCAGCUGGUGGAACAACAAAGGAGGAAUUGGGAAAAGAAUGGCUGCACCAUUUUAUCUGAUGGGUGGACGGAUAGUAGGAAUAGGACACUCAUAAACUUUCUAGUUGCUUCAGGGGGACAGGUGGUAUUUUUAAAAUCGAUUGAUGCCUCAGAUCAAGUGAAGAAUGCGGAAACCUUGUGCAACAUGUUGGAUGAGGUGGUGACCAAAGUGGGAGUGCAAAAUGUUGUUCAGGUUGUGACCGAUAAUGCAGUUGCACAUGUGGCAGCGGUUGUCAGAACCGUUGGUGAGGGUUCUACAGAUGGUGGAUGGGGAUAA
Messenger RNA from Cryptomeria japonica (Japanese cedar), 927 nucleotides. RefSeq lists its product as uncharacterized. Lineage: Eukaryota; Viridiplantae; Streptophyta; Pinopsida; Cupressales; Cupressaceae. Gene Ontology annotation, molecular function: DNA binding. The record is from RefSeq and is a predicted model, not a curated record. The transcript is spliced from 2 exons. The coding region runs from base 1 to 927 and encodes 308 amino acids.